AGCGAUGGAGUCUCUGAGCGCUAUGGCGGUGGCAGUGGAUCCCAGUUGGGAGGACGAAGAUGAGGAGGAGGAAGAAGAGGAGAUAGAGGAGGAGCAGUUUGUUCUGGUGGAAUUGUCAGGAAUUAUUGAUACAGACUUUCUCUCCAAAUGUGAAAAUAAAUGCAAGAUUUUGGGAAUUGACAUCGAGAGGCCCAUCCUGCAAGUGGACAGCUACGUUUUUGCUGGGGAAUAUGAAGAUACUCUUGGGACCUGUGUUAUAUUUGAAGAAGGUGUUGAACGGGUGGAUCCAGAAGAGAAUGAUAAAACGGUGCUGAAGUACAAAUGCCACACCAUGAAGAAGCUCAGCAUGACGUGGACUCUCCUGACAGAAAAGAAGGAAGGAGAAGAAAACAUAGAUGGUGUCGAAUGGCUGCAGAUGAAGGACAAUGACUUCUCCUAUAGACCCAACAUGAUUUGCAGCUUUGUCCACGAAAAUGAAGAUGAAGCUGCAGGGCCAGCCUCGGAUAAGCCUGUGGAGGCGGAAGACCAGGAGAGUGAGAUGAAAGGUGAUGCAGAGCAGACACACGAGCAGGAGCAGGUGCAGGAAGUGGGGGACCCUGGUCCUACAGGGGAUACCCCUUCUGACAUGGAAAGUUCUGUUUUCAUGGGAACUCAAGAUGGAAAUGUCUCUCAAAACAGCCAGUCGUGAGGUCUAAAGAAGUGGUCCUUAUAUAGUGACGGCUGAGUUGCGUACGACUCACCAUUCUGUGUUGUUAUGACAGUACACGUGUCCAGUUACAGCACGAUUUAGUACGCUAGGGUCAUGCAGGACCACACAGGAAUUCAGUUUUUAUAAUGGCGUGGGAGCGGGGGGAGUGUGUGAGCGCCAUAGUUAAAAACACUGGCUGCUCUUCCAGAGGACCUAGAUUUGAUUUCCAGUGUAUAUGUAGCAGUUUGGAGCCAUCUGUGGCUUCGAUUCUAGGAGAUCUGAUGUCUGCUUCUGGCCUCUGUAGGCCUCAGGUUCGCUCCUACCUUUCGUGGGUUCUGGGAAUUAAACUCAGAUCUUCAGGCUUGGGCAGCAAAUGCUUGACCUGUCAGGCCCUCUCACAGUCCUCUCCACACACUCUUCCUAAAAAUAUAUACUUACAUGGGGCAAGUUGGUGGCGCACACCAUUGAUCCCACCAUGGGGAGGCAAGAAGCAGGCACAUCUCUGAGUUCAAGACCAGCCAGUCUGCAAAAUGAGUUUCAGGACAGCCAGGGCCAUGCAGAGAAACCCUGUCUACAAACAAACAAACAAACAAGAAACAACAUUUAUGUGUAUGUGUGGAUGCAUAUGUGUGUUCACCAUGAUCUGGUCCUGAGGAGAAGAGGAUUUUGGGUCUCUUAGAACUAGUGAUAGAGAUGACCACAAGCCCUGUGCUGCUGGGGUUGCAGUCCAGUCCUCUCCAAGAGCAGAGUCCUCCCACCUGCUUCUGGCCUCUGAGCUAUCUUCCCAGCCUAGAGGCAGUUAAAUUUCAUGGUGUACUCUCAUUUUUUAUUUUUAUAAAAAUUGUUAACAAUAAAUCUUGCAAAAUUAAAAAAA
Molecule: messenger RNA, 1562 nt
Organism: Rattus rattus (black rat)
Lineage: Eukaryota; Metazoa; Chordata; Mammalia; Rodentia; Muridae
Product: general transcription factor 3C polypeptide 6-like
Exons: 1
Coding region: 5-688 (227 amino acids)
Biological process (GO): transcription by RNA polymerase III
Cellular component (GO): transcription factor TFIIIC complex
Source: RefSeq, a predicted model, not a curated record